ACCUUUCGUUUUCCUAUGGGUGCCUACAGGAAAGCGAGCCAAAAUGGUCAAAGAGAAACAGAAAAAGUCAGCCAAUCCAGCAAAAGGUAAAUACCCUUCAGUGCAAGUUAAUGUGAAAUUUAUUUUUGAUCGUGUAUAACCAGAAAUCUCGCCUAAUCAUUGUUUUCAAUUUUUUCCGAUUAGGGGCUAAGAUAAAGUAUAAAUCCUUAAUAUAUCUUGCCUGGUUUAAACAUCUCAGUUUUAAUAGCUGUUAACAAAUUUUCUGUGGCGCUAAGAUCUCCCAAAUUUAAGAAAAAUAUUGUGGAAAAUUAGACAAAUGGAAAUGUUUGCUGAAGAUAAGAUUUAUUCCAUGCAUCAUAGAAUUGCAGUUAAGUGGAGUGAUCAACAGUUAAGUGGAGUGAUCAACAGUUACAGUUAAUAUCGUGUUUAAAUAAAAGCUUAUUAUUAUUAUUAUCAGAAAAAGUUGUUACAGGCAGUUCAGAUUUGGAAAAUUUAAGUCUUUGCUGAUCAGAUCUUCAUCAAGACACAAAAGCUUUUUCAAAGACGCAAAACUUUUCAAAAUUUCUGUCAGUGUGUGCAACUAAAUCUAAGAGGGCAAUGUUUAGCCACUCCACUACACCAUGCAAUCUUCAUCGAAUACUUGGGGAGCAUUCCAGAAUCCCAAUUUUUGCAAUAAUCUCAUGAAAAUUUAGAUGAGCAUUUUUACCAUUGUAGCAGAUUUCUCUUACUCUUCUUAUGCAUAAUUUAGAGCCAUAGGGGCAUCAUUAAGACUUUUUCUUUCUGGAUAUGAAUAGCUUAUAUUGCAUAGUCAAUAAAGUUUUCUCAUUUCUUCAAACAAAAAUUGCUUCAAAGCUCAUUGUGUGAAACAUCAUUUUCCAAAUAUAUAGUCUUUUGAAAAUUGAAAUCUUGCUUAUCCCACUCCUGGCAAACAGCCAUAUUUUUGAGAUCAGUGAGGUCCACCCAUGAACCAUAGUCACACGCCCGCAAUCCUUGAUGAACUCUAGACUUCGCUAGUGCUUUCCUUUCCCCAGGUGUAAAUAGCCGGUCGGAAUUAGCACCCUCGCCCCAGGCUCAUUUGGGGAAUAUGCAUGUUUUAAAUAGUGGGAAAUAUCAUUGAGAAUUAUAGAGAGAAUAAUACAUGGGUGCUUGGAAAUACCAGAUUUAUUUCGAGUGUUGAAAAUGAUAUCUCAUGAGUGAGUGCAUGUUUAUUAUAUAAAAAACAGUCUUUGAAAAGCGAUAAUUUUUACAGAAAAGUGAAAAAUUUGAAAAGCAAUAAUUUUCACAUGUGAGAUUAUCACUUUUAUCAGGGCUCGAAAUCUCUAUAAAGCACUAUACUUUAUAUAAUAAAAUUAUAUAAAAUAUGACAAACAAAAUACUAUUUCAAUUUACAGAUGAGACAAAGAAACAAGACAACUGUGGAGAUGAAAGCAAAGAAAGACAGCUAAACCAUCAAAAGGUACAAGGAAAUUAA
This is a messenger RNA of Paramuricea clavata, 1471 nucleotides long. The record is from the annotation of a GenBank genome assembly. NCBI's taxonomy places the organism in Eukaryota, Metazoa, Cnidaria, Anthozoa, Malacalcyonacea, Plexauridae.